UGUCAACACAAGCUUUUAAUUUAAAUAGCUUGUGUUUAUAAUAAAAAUUUCAUUAAAUUAAUGUAAAAUAUAUGUAUAUAAAGAGAGCAGAUCCUGUGGGAUGACUUUUGAGAAAUCUUACAUAGACAGCAAUUUUCCUCUCGUUUUGAAGGUCAAGUGUGCCAAGUUUCAUUAAAAUCAGAAUAAAACUGUAGAUCUAUGUGAAAGACAAAUGUACAGUCACUCUUUGUUUUCAUAGAUGAAGAAUUUUAUCAUUUUCCCAAACUUUAUAGUAAUUAUUAAUCUAAAGUAAAUAUAAACAUCACAAGGAAUAAUAAUUUUGCAAAAAAUUCAUUUUAACAUACAUUUAUUCCUUUACACACCUGUGAGCAUUCUUUAAAGAAUUGAAUGUGCAUUUUAAAUUUCAAAGUACAUUGCUGGAUGUUACAUUUUAAUUGCUGGAAAUUAAUUCAUGUACAUUUAUGUGCAGGUUUAGGUUUGAGUAUACUUUGUCUCUCAUCAGCGAAACACAACUAAAAAUGGAUGUUGUAAUUACAAAUACAGGUGAUUCAUCAUUUUCUUUCACAUUCCUCUUGCAUACUUAUUUCUCUGUUCCAGAUGUGACAUUAUGUAAAGUCACUGGUUUAAAAGAUUGCACUUACAUAGACAAGGUCAGAAAUGGUAAAGAAUUUAUUGAAGAUCGAGAAGAAGUCACAGUUUCUGAAUUCACCGAUCGAAUUUAUAAAAAUACUUCUGUGGUGCACAAAAUAAAGAAUCUGUCUGGUGAUCGUGAAGGAAGUAUUGAAAAAUUUAAUCUUCCUGAUACAGUCAUUUGGAAUCCUUGGAUAGAAAAUGCAAAAUCUAUGACAGAUUUUGACGAUGAUGAAUGGAAGAAUAUGAUUUGUGUUGAAGCAGGUUAUGUUAGUUCUUCUGUUGCAUUGCAAUCCUCAAAAUCUUUUCUUGCAUCUCAGAUUUUAAGCGUGCAUUGAACUGGACAUAUUCUUUAUUGUCGCUAAAUAUGUCUGUAUCAAAAAAAUAUCACUUCAUUAUAUAUGUAUAUACUUAUUAAUCUAUUUUUAUAUUUUUAUGCUGUUGUUAAUUCCUUAAUUAUAUCACUGUUGAAAGAAAAAAUAUUUUUGGAAAUAAAUUUGUGUUCGCUUUUAUUUCAACAUUAUUUCAUUAUUAUAGCAUUGAAACUGUUACAUUGUUCAAAAAUAAAUUUUAAAAAUGG
Molecule: messenger RNA, 1210 nt
Organism: Stegodyphus dumicola
Lineage: Eukaryota; Metazoa; Arthropoda; Arachnida; Araneae; Eresidae
Biological process (GO): carbohydrate metabolic process
Cellular component (GO): cytoplasm
Molecular function (GO): glucose-6-phosphate 1-epimerase activity; carbohydrate binding
Source: RefSeq, a predicted model, not a curated record